CCUACCUGGUUAAUGUAGCCUAUGGAUGUAGCCCACAGUAAGAACCAAGUCAUGCCCCUUCAGAAAGAGAAACUAGUGUGGGAUAUUGGGAUGAUGUAUUCACGCUUCAGUACUGUAUUGCAGAGCAGAGGUCAAUAGAGGUUUUGUAUGUGCUGACAAAGCACAUUUCCCUCAGGAAAGAACUGACUUUCAUUCAUAUUCUCAUUAUAAGGAAGGACAGCUCAUGCAGAAAUUAAAAAGAAAAAGCACAUGCUUCCUGAAUCCUGCUCUAGUGAAAUGUAUUUAGGGGAUUUAAGUGUGCACACAUAUUUUAUACUGAACCACGUGGAACCCUAACCACACAUCACAAUGCUCUCCUGUCCAUCUUAGACCAAAGUGGGAAUGAGUUCCCCCAUACCACUGCUGAUGUCACGGGACUUGUGACCAGGUCAUUAGCUGAUUUCUGGAUUGCGUCACCACUACAUUGGUAGUGACAUCAGUCACCAUUCCACAGAAAACAGGGCCUUCCAUUCAGCAGUCUAGUGCUUACCUUAACUGACUAUACAUUCUCAAACACACCGAUCAUCAAAAAAAAUAUGAGACUGAUAGGUGAUCAGUUCCUCUUCCUUGUCAGGAUUCACUUCUGUUCCACUGAUCUAUAAAUACUGCCUGGGUCCACCUGACAAUACUACAGCCAGGAGAAACACUCUGUUCACAUCUCAUUAUCAAGAUGAACAUGUUACUACACCAUGUCCUGUGUCUCAUCCUUCACGUGGUAUCAAGCAGCCAGUAUGGGACAGAGACCAUCGAGACUCUCAUGCCAAAUGUGAAGGUGGUGAAGGUGGAUCUGAGGAUCUUCACUGAGACGCAGGUCCCUCUGCUCUGUGGGGACUCCUAUCAGGACACAGAGGUGAUCUGGAUGAAGGACAGUGAGCGUGAAGGACAAGGGAACCAGAUCCAGGUGAAAGUUGAGGAGAUGAUGGGAGCGAACUACAGCUGCCACAAUGCUGCUGGAGACUACCUCAACCACACUCUGGUGCUGGUGCAGGACAUACCAUCGCCCAACAGAACGAGACGCAUCCUGGAGAAGUCACAUGAUGCAGAUGAGAAUGAGUACAUAAGAUGUUUGGCAAAAAAUUACAAUGGAACAUUUCAUUGCUUUUGGAAGAAGACCACCUAUCGGACGUCAGCUGUUGUUGCUCUGGUCCAAGUAGGACAGUUCUCUGGCAGAAACUUCUCCUGCUCCGUUCACAGUGAUGGUGCAGGUUUGACCUGUGAGGACCUGGACAGCUGUUCCUUUGCUGAGGAGGUGUCUCGUAUCGACCUGACCGUCUACUUCAGGAGCAACUACCUCCUAGAGGACUACACCGUUACACCGUUCUACAUACGAGAAAUAGUGGAGACAGACAAGAUCCACAUCACCAAGGUGGAGGGGAACACCUUUCAAUGGGGGUACCCUGCCACGUGGAGCCUCCCAUGCUCUUACUACCCCCUCACAUUCCAGGUCAAAGUGGUGCACGCCAGGGAAAGCUGUGACUCUGAAAAACAGCUCCUUCUAAAGGAAACCAAAGAAACGAAGUUAACCGUCGUUCACAGCUCCAAGAGGUAUCGUUUCUGCCUGCGGGCGAAGGAUGAACUGGUUGACCGUCCCUGGUGUCAGUGGACCGAUUACGAGGUAAAGCAUCACCAUAAGAAACAUUGACAGUAAAAAGGAAAACCCACCCAGAUGACAGACAACAUACCAUCACUCAGCUUCAACCAUCACAUCCAAAUACGUCUCGUCACUGAACAGAGAUUUUGUUUUACAUUAUACCGAAGAGUAUAAAAUGCAAUGUAGUAUAUUAUGAUUGUUGUAAUUCGAAUGUAAGGAAAGUUAUUUAUUAAUUUGCAAUAGUUCUGAAAUGUAACCAUGAUUUAUGUUAUUUAUCUUGUAUGUUUCAUUACUGUAGCGUGAAUAUUUGUCUAAAUAAUGAAAUAGAUACAAAAAAAAUAAAAGCCCAUCACUCAGAUACAUGCCCCUGCUCAUUUGUUAGCCAUACAUCUGAAUCUGCAAAUCGUCAUUUGUAUAUUUUUUUUAAAUGAUCACUUUAAGGCACUAGAAUUAGUUUAUUUUUUAUAAUGGUUACACUAAUGUAACUGACUGUAUAAUAAUCAGACUGGUAAAAGGAGCUUUUGUAGAAAACAUUUUAAUUUACAGUUGGGGAUAUGUUCACAGCAGUGUCCACUUGUUAAAACAUGAUUUAUGUCAGACAACAUGAACAUCACAUUAGUUGUGUCCUGUUGUGUAAAAGAUGAGGAAGCCACGUUAUUUGUAAAAGAUGAGGAAGCCACGUUAUUGUGAAGAAAACUGAGGUAACAAUAUGACAAAACCGACAACUAAACCAAUAAUAGGUUGAGUCUGUUAGAUGACAAUGUAAUGUAAAUGUAGAGCGGCUUCACUGCAGGUGGGUUGUACGUUUUAACAUUCAAAUAUAACAUAUAGAAACAAUAAAAACAUGUUUUAAGUGCUGAUGCUUAAACAACAGACAUGAUUUAGUAUUGUCAGUCAUCCACGUGUGUAUUUCAGUGUCUGGGAUGCAAGGGUAGAUAUACACAGCUUGUUAAAUGUCAUUGUAAAUAACAAUUUGUUCUUAACUGACAUGUCUAGUUAAAUAAAGGUUGAAUAAAUGAUAGUACCUUCAUUUAACAACUGAAAGCAUAUUUAUACAUUCACCUUUGAUACCCAACAAGAAGGUAACAAAACAUUGUUUACAAGAAAACAAAGUUGUAAGGAAGUCUGUGUAAAAUAAAUAUUUGACAAUCCAAAACAGAUAGUUUAAAAUAUUAUGUAAACCCCGACAUGUAUUGGUUUCCUCUGAUAGCAGUUGAUCUUCAGCUUAUUGCAUAACUCUGCAAGAUGGCGUGAGAGAAUGAACGCUCUAGUGUUACUGCCAAAUGGAUAAAGCAAAUGGAAGCAAAUAUUGAAUUGCUGUUCCUUUCAAAAGAGAAAACUAGUAAGGGAUAAAAAGCUGUCUGACUCGAUGCUCUGAACCAUAUCCCUUCUUCCAACUGAAAAUAUACAAUUCUAUUUACAAAUAAACCUCAUAACACCGGAGAACUCUGAUCUGACUUUAGUGUCUAGCGCUUGGGCUGAGUCUGCCAAACAAUGCCUUUAAUUGCCCCCCCCCCCCCCCC
Oncorhynchus mykiss (rainbow trout) is the source of this 3153-nucleotide messenger RNA. RefSeq names its product interleukin-12 subunit beta. The record is from RefSeq and is a predicted model, not a curated record. Gene Ontology annotation, molecular function: protein binding. Lineage: Eukaryota; Metazoa; Chordata; Actinopteri; Salmoniformes; Salmonidae.